This is a messenger RNA of Cyphellophora attinorum, 1023 nucleotides long. RefSeq lists its product as uncharacterized. Gene Ontology annotation, molecular function: oxidoreductase activity, acting on the CH-CH group of donors, NAD or NADP as acceptor. NCBI's taxonomy places the organism in Eukaryota, Fungi, Ascomycota, Eurotiomycetes, Chaetothyriales, Cyphellophoraceae. The record is from RefSeq and is a predicted model, not a curated record. The coding region runs from base 1 to 1023 and encodes 340 amino acids. The transcript is spliced from 2 exons.
AUGGAUCCUCAAAUCCCGACCCAAAGACCUACCCACCUACAAGGGCGACAAUGCCAACUUCCAGCUGAGACCAAAUCCCUUCCCGAACUCCAGGAUGGCCAGCUCCUGAUCAAAACCCUCCUCAUGUCCAACGACCCGGCCCAACGCGCCUGGCUCAACGAGACGAAAGGCCUGUAUGUCGCGCCUGUCGCCCUCAACGGGCCCAUGCGCGCCCGCGGCAUCUGUGAGGUCCUCGAGUCCAAAUCGGAUAAGUUCAAGGUCGGGGACAAGGUUAGUUGCACGAUGGGCUGGGUUGAGUACGCGGUCGUGGAUGACAAGGAGUGUUUGCCUACGCCGGAGCCGCCGCAGGGCUUGAAUUAUAGUCACUACUUGGGCGCGUUGGGCGGGACGGGGUUGACGGCGUACUAUGGGCUGGUGGUGAUUGGGGAGGCGAAGGCGGGGCAGACGGUUGUUGUCAGUGGUGCGGCGGGCGCGACGGGGAGUAUGGUUGUGCAGAUUGCCAAGGGGAUUGUGGGGUGUGGGAAGAUUGUGGGGUUGGCGGGGAGUGAUGAGAAGUGUCGGUGGGUUGAGAAGUUGGGGGCGGAUGUUUGUGUGAAUUAUAAGGCGAAGGAUUGGAAGGAGCAGUUGGGGGAGGCGUGUGGGAAGGAUGGAGUGGAUGUUUAUUUUGAUAAUGUGGCGGGGGAGACGCUGGAUGAGAUGUUGGCGAAUUUGAAGCAGGGCGGGGUUGUGGUUGCUUGUGGUGGGAUCAGUGGGUAUAAUGAUGAUGAGCCGACUGUGCUUAAGAACUAUAUGUACACUGUCUUCCAGAGACUAUCCAUCCGAGGCUUUAUAGUCACGGACUAUCUCAGCAAGGCGAAGGAGACGAUUGAGCUGCUUGUCAAGUCUGCACAGGAAGGGAAGUUGAAGAUUGAUGAGGAGUCGGAGUCUGUGGUCCCAACGAAGUUCGAGGACAUCCCGAAGACAUGGCAUAUGCUGUUCGAAGGAGGGAAUCGGGGGAAGUUGGUGACGAAGAUAGUCGGGUAA